GAGGUAACAAUGCAAGUAGAAAACCUUAUAAGUCCAUACUCCCAGCUAUUCGAUCUUCAGUGUCACUCUGUUAUGAGUAUGCAAUAAAAUUGUUCAAAGAAAAAAUCUCUUCCAAGUUUAUCAGUAAAAUUGAGUCUCAGUUAUCUUUUUUACGAGAUGAAGGGAAUCGUACUGUGUGCAGUUCUUCUAGUUUUUCUAGCCAGGAAUCAAUCGUAUGGUGCAAGCUCGUACAUGGAAUUCAUAAAAGAUCCAAAUUUCCCAGGCAAUCCACUUUGGAUGAAAAAUUUGCAGGAAAGCCUACCAAUGAACAAACCAGGUUUUCCAGGCAGUCCAGAAUGGAACAGAAAAUUAGAAGAGAAAAUGAGUGGCCCAGACUUUCCAGGUAGUCCAGAAUGGCAGAAAAAAUUAGAAGAAAGCAUAGGAAAUUCUAUGACAUCAGCAAAUGCUCAAUCUGCGACAGGGUAUACUGGAUCGAAUGUUGUUAUCGCUCCAGUGGUACAGAGCUUGCCUGACGGAACAUCUAAGAUAACGACUCCAACCGUGGUGACAUCUAUGAUUGGCGGUAAAAUCAGUCAACCUAGAUUUCCAAAAAUAAAACCUAUCAAACCGCCAAAGUAUGUUAAGCCCAUCGCUGUUAAGCCAAGGAAACCUCUCUUGAAACCUACACCUCCUCUUACAACACCGGUUACCACCUUCGCUGGUGAUAAGGAAAGGAACAUCAUGACCAACAUGCAGAACUCAAAUAUUGGAGGGAAUGUUGUUUUCAAUCCAAUCGUUCAAACAAUGACUGAUGAUGGUAAACUGAUCACCACUACACCCAGUAUGAUAAAUGGAAAACCCAUUCUACUCGGUGCUCCAACCCCUAGUACUACUGUCGUGAAUGGUGUACAGGAAGAAAUAAUCCCUUCAACAACUCUCACCCCCACUGUUUUACCUGAAGUCUCAGUGACUGGAGCCACUGAUGUAAAUGGUGUUCAGAAAGGAAUAAUGAACGACUUGAAAUUUGAAAAUUUGGGAAACAACGGGAACGAACAUGUGGUAAUUUCGCCAGUUGUCCAGAGUCCUGGCCUCAAAGUGAACGAGAAUGGAGACGUCGAUUUCAGUUGAAAUCCAAUUGAGUUUUGAAAUUCCCCGAUUGAAAAUUAAUAAGAAAAACAAAAUUAAUCCGAUGAAGUAAAAUUAAAAGGAUUGAUCUAUUCGAUAA
Messenger RNA from Nilaparvata lugens (brown planthopper), 1204 nucleotides. RefSeq lists its product as uncharacterized. NCBI's taxonomy places the organism in Eukaryota, Metazoa, Arthropoda, Insecta, Hemiptera, Delphacidae. The record is from RefSeq and is a predicted model, not a curated record. Bases 157 to 1107 code for a protein of 316 amino acids. The transcript is spliced from 14 exons.